Messenger RNA from Helianthus annuus (common sunflower), 1089 nucleotides. RefSeq lists its product as uncharacterized. The transcript has 5 exons. NCBI's taxonomy places the organism in Eukaryota, Viridiplantae, Streptophyta, Magnoliopsida, Asterales, Asteraceae. The coding region runs from base 67 to 939 and encodes 290 amino acids. The record is from RefSeq and is a predicted model, not a curated record.
GAGGACCUUUACGACCUCUAUCCUCCCUUCAACCAAAUUCACAACGAAAUUUGUACACAAACAAAAAUGGCAGAAGAAAUUCAAAAUCACACAACAACAAAGCCUCCGAAUCCAUCUUCCUCAUCAUCUUCUUCACAUCAACCCGAUCCUAAGCAGUUACCUCCAUUCUAUGGCUUCACACCACCAAAUGGCGAACUCCCGAAGUUUCCAGUCAUGUACCCAGUUCUUGUUCCUGGUUUAGCCCCUUCACAAGAGGGUCAGGAACAAACGGAUCAUGGACCUGGCUUAUAUGCGGUUCCCACUUUCCCGAAUACGUUUGGGGGACCAAUUGCUGGAUUUCCAUCCAACACUCUCAUCCCUUUUACUUACAAUGUUCCUACCGGGCCAAGUCCUUCUGAAGCCGGAACACAAGGUGAGGAACAAGGGCAAGCGGGACAGCAGCAGCAACCGCAAGCGGGACAACAGAGACAAGUUGUCGUCAGGAGAUUCCAAAUCGCAAUUCAUGUUGAUUUAAUGCUCUUAUUUAAGCUCGCAGCCGUUAUCUUUUUGUUCAACCAAGAUGGCUCAAGAAAAAGGCUUGUCCUACUCAUAUUUGUUGCUUCACUCAUUUAUCUGUAUCAAACGGGAGCUCUUGCACCGUUGAUACGUUGGCUGUCACAAGGAAUGCAGAGGGCGGGUGCACCACCCCAACAACCAAGACCGCCUGCUGUUAGGGCAGAUAACGCCCCUGCAGCCGCUAGGCAAGAAAACGAGAAUGCUCCUUUGUUAGAUGGGCAAGCAGGAGGUGAAAACGAGAACCGGGCUGCAAAUGAAGGUGACGUGAACGAAGAAAACGGAAACAACAACAGAUGGUGGGCGUGGGGGAUCGUAAAGGAGAUACAAUUGAUUGUUUUUGGCUUCAUUACGUCGCUUCUUCCCGGGUUUCAUAACAUCGAUUGAGCUCAUGGUGUAUACACCAUUAUCUAGUAACGGUAAAAAAUCGACAUAUGACUUAACGUUUUUGUAUCUUCAUUUCCUCCCCUUAUAUUGUAAGUCACUUAUAGAAGCUUGUUAAAGAUAGUUUGGUCAUAUGGGUUCCAAUUGUUUGCA